AUGCACGACUAUCAGUACAACCUGGAGGUGGUUAGCGUCGUCCCGGCGGAAGCGCUUACCGAUACCGGGGACGAGCGUCGACACAAGCUCGUACUUCACUGCACCCGGCGCGAUGCGAUAAUUCGCUGCACUGCUGCACCGUCUACGUUCGAGGUGCGCAAUGGACCGAGCCUCGAGCUAGUUUCGAUCUCGCUUGUGGCGGUCGAUCGCGCAGGCGGUAGCGAGCAUGUUGAGGCGAGCUCGUCGGACCCUCUUCUCAUUGGCGGUCCACAUCGCACGGUUGGCGCAGUAUGGGUGCCUUUAAGGUCCGCAUCCGCUGUGGAUUCCGCCGCCAAGGCAGCGGAUCCUGUCAGUCGCGUCUUUGUGGCCUGGUCGGUGACACGAAUGGAUGGCGCUUCAGUAGGAAAGGGUGAUCUCGAACUGUCGCCAGCGAAGAUGCCGCUUUUGACUCCAGGCCCGACUGUCUCGCCCCUCAUGGCAUCGCCCUUCGUGCUAUCUGCUGGGGUAGACUCCCCGUCACCAAAUCACUUCAGCUCAACACAUCGGGGUGUAACUGCGGAGCUUGAGAACGCCCAGGCAGAUUCACUGAAGGCCGCCACCGCAGCCACGGUCACAACGGCGACCACCACCAAUACGUUCCCCGUCACCGGUGGUGCUGGAGCCGGCUCGUUGCUUUCCUGCGCUGUCGUUGAAUCGCCUGUGCCACUGCUGCACGGCAUCAUCUGCAGCGAGGAGGUUUUGUGGCCUUUUACCGCCUGCGAGGCGGGCUCGGCACAAGGGAGUAGAUUGACCGACAGCACCAACGGACCUCUCUCAGACCAAGGCAGUGCUGUCUCUCUCUUCAUCUCUCGGCUUAUUUUGGGGAGCAGCGUCACGAAUCCGGAGAUCAGCGCAGGGGCUCAAACAGCGCGCGUCUCCAUUGUACACGACGAGGGACAGGAAGCAGGGCAACAAGACAUCGAGAACGACCGCUGCGGUGCCAGCUGUGCGCCAAGCAAGCAAGCUAGGGGUCUCACAGCACCGGGGCAAGAUCUACUGCAUCGCCCUUCAGCUGCUGACGUGGAGGGCCAGGGCGGUGCCCCCUCCGCGAGUGCGCUCGGCGAAUCUGCGGAGCAGCAGGCUAGUGGCUGCCAAGAUGUGGUGCUAGAGCAGUUUCCAUUCUGCAGUGUGUCACUCACAUCAAAGGGCACGAUUUCUACUUCAUCACCGCACUCGCCGACAUGCACGCCGGCAGCCGAAUCAAGCUUAAACACCGCGCAUGCGGAAGGGGGUGCUGACGUCACCGGCGCCUCCGUUGGGCACGCUGGUUCUCUGCAGCUCGACCCAACACUUGCCGCAACCGACGCGCGAACCACCACGUGGGUGGACUACUAUGCAUCCAGCACGCAGGCGAUGGGUGCUGUUCCUCUCCAGACUCGACUCCAGAAUUUGUACACGGUGCCGUCACCGCAGCUAUUGGAUCGCUUGAAGGAUGAGUUGGGACCUCCGUCUUUGUCUGCUGCGUCGCCGACGGCAGAGCCGGCACCAAUCACCUAUCACGGACUGUGGUAUGAGCGGAAUCGACAUAUCAACUUCUCUCGGUGUCUUGGAAGCAGCGGGUCUGCGCAGGAGGAGAUCCGGCGCGAGCAAGAGGCGAAGCGGAGCGGCGCCGCGCUCCUUGCUGGCGUGCAGAUCGAUGACAAAGACAGCAGCGCGAGCUCGUUGGCUUCGCCGAUGGUUCGGGUGAGGGGACACUACACGGAGGUGCGCACCGUAUCUGCUUUAGCGCUGCUGCGACGACAGGCACUUGACGGACUGCAGCGACGACGCAUCAGGUCGUGA
Molecule: messenger RNA, 1821 nt
Organism: Leishmania mexicana MHOM/GT/2001/U1103
Lineage: Eukaryota; Euglenozoa; Kinetoplastea; Trypanosomatida; Trypanosomatidae
Exons: 1
Coding region: 1-1821 (606 amino acids)
Source: RefSeq, a predicted model, not a curated record